Ciona intestinalis (vase tunicate) is the source of this 998-nucleotide messenger RNA. RefSeq lists its product as uncharacterized. Lineage: Eukaryota; Metazoa; Chordata; Ascidiacea; Phlebobranchia; Cionidae. The record is from RefSeq and is a predicted model, not a curated record.
GACCUAUAAACACUUUAAACUAUAGAUGAACUAUAUAUACGAAGAUGUACAAAAGCAAGUGUUCAAAGUACGUGUGCUAGAUAAUACAAAAUAACACGUGAUACGACUGUAACUCAAAACACCCAACACAUAAAUAUAAUAUUAGACUUUAUCUCUUAUGUUGCAUAUGAUGAGCAACAGAAAUACACGAAAGGCUGCAGUUAUGCGCCGACUCAAGCACAGACUUGAAAUUCAGUCUCAAUCACUGGCGGAGCAGUUUGAUUUCCGGAUGAUGGUGGAGUUCUCAUUUAAAGAUGAAAAGAAACCAGCUGUUCUGUAUGAAGCUUCACAAGUUUUUCCAGUGAUGACAAAUAAUUUCGAGUCGAACGUUAUGGAAGGAGCAAAAAAAAGCCUUUACUCACUACAAAGCGGGGAGGAUCUGCUGAAGAUGGACGUUGUGCAGUUACAUGCAUCUCACUUUUACUCUGUUAAUCCCUCGAACGCUACAUCCAGCCACACACCCCAUGCAACUGAUCUACUAAUAGGUUUGGAUAGCGAUAUUGAUCGCAUGCAAUGCUCUCUUUACUCUCGUUGGAAAGGGGACAAGGACUCCUCAUACAAACGUAUACAACAAAAAUUCCAGUUCCAAUCAAUGGCUUACAAUGGUCAGUUGCAACAGAUAAAAGCAAGCCAAAAACCUGAUGCUGUGCUCAGCAAUCCUGAGCAAACCCUUUUCAUCUACAUUCGGAAACAGAUUGGCACAAACAAGUAUUCACCUAUGUACAAGCUGUCUGGGUUGUGUCUGUUCCUACCCCAGUCAAACCUGUUAAACUGGGAUGGAUUCACAUCAGACAACCUUUCUUUGUUUCAGCAGCAAAGUUAACAGGGUAAACGAAGAAGUUAAAAGAGUUAUCCAAUUAAAACACACCUUGUGUUGUUGUAUAUAAACUGAUUUAUUGUACAGGUAAUAGUUACAGUUGUGUUAAAUCUAAAGAAUAAAUUGUCACUCUACCAAAAAA